Molecule: messenger RNA, 1800 nt
Organism: Scheffersomyces stipitis CBS 6054
Lineage: Eukaryota; Fungi; Ascomycota; Pichiomycetes; Serinales; Debaryomycetaceae
Gene: MDR7
Product: multidrug-resistance transporte
Exons: 1
Coding region: 1-1800 (599 amino acids)
Biological process (GO): transmembrane transport
Molecular function (GO): transmembrane transporter activity
Source: RefSeq, a predicted model, not a curated record
AUGACAAAUACUAUUGCAGGAAAAUCGUCCCUUGGGCUGCAAGCCUACGAAACUGAUUCUAGCUCUAUUACUCCAGUUAUUGUUUCAAUCGUAGACAGUUCUGAGGUGUCAGUUAACACUGAUGAUGGUAAAGAAGGGAAAAUACAGGAACCUAUUCUAAAUGUUGAGGACAGUACAAGUGGUGAAACUUCAAACGAGCAGUAUCUACAUGGAACAAGACUCUGGGCUUGUAUGGUUUCAGUCUUGCUGUGUUUAUUUCUUCUUGGUUUGGAUCAAACAAUUGUUAUAACCAUAAUUUCAGAAGUUGGCAACAAGUUUAAUGCGAUUGAGAAAGUUGGGUGGUUAUCUUCCGGUUUCUUGCUCGCGGUAUGCAUUUUUGCUCCUUUCUGGGGCAAUUUCUCUAUAAGUUUUGGAAGAAAGACAACAAUGAUUAUUUCUGUUGUUAUCUUCGAGAUAGGAUGUUUAAUCUGUGCUUUGGCUAACAGUAUGGAAUUGUUAAUUGCUGGAAGAUUCAUUGCUGGAAUUGGAGGUGGUGGUAUUCAAUCGACUUCUUAUAUCAUCUGUGCUGAAAUCGUUCCGAUUGAACAGAUUCCUUUGUCCAUGAGUUGCAUAGCAAUGGUUUAUGCCUUGAGUACCAUCGCUGGUCCUCUAGUUGGAGGAGCAUUUACCACCCACGUCACUUGGAGAUGGAGUUUUUAUAUCAAUUUGCCUGUCGGUGCUAUUGCCUUGCUCCUUUUGAUAUUUUCCUGGCACCCACCAAAGUCUCAUGGAACUUUGAAGGAAAAGCUAAAGAAAAUCGACUACCUAGGAACUAUCCUCAUUAUUGUCGGUUUAGUUCUUAUCUUGCUAGCUCUCACUUUUGGAGCUUCUUAUGAAUUCCCGUGGAGAUCCGGUCUUAUUAUUUCCUUCUUCAUUGUGGGAGCGUUGUUCUUGGUUGCAUUUUGCAUUUGGAAUUUCAAAUACUCUCACAAUCCAUUGAUUCCGCUCAGUGUUGUAAAAGUCCCCCAAAUCAAUGCUGCGGCCGUGGGUAUGGGAUUCAUGUUUGCUUACUUCACAGCUACUACACUUUACCUUUCAAUUUACUUCCAGAUUGUCAGAAAUAGAACUGCAUUUCAAACUGGGAUUGCUUUAUUCCCAAUUAUCAUUGGGGUGGUUCUUAGUAGUGGAGUUUCAGGAUACCUUCUGAAAUUGACCGGUCAUGUCAAACUAUGGGUUGUGUUUGCUGGAAUUCUAGGUCCAAUUGGAGUCGGACUCCUUACUUUGUAUGAUGUUCAUAACCCCAAUUCCCAAGAUAUAGGUCUACAAAUUGUUCUCGGUGUAGCUCUCGGAAUUCAAUUCCAAGCGCUCCUCAUAUCAGCCCAAAUUAAGGCUCCUACUGUUCCAGGAGGGAAAAUCAUGACCAUUUCCUAUAUUGUCUUCGCCAGAUGUCUUGGUGGAGCUAUUUCAGCAAACUUAGCUGAUUUGGCUUAUGCUUCUACGUUUGUAAACAAAUUCAGAAGUCUUCUCUCCAAGCUGACAGACCCAACCAUUUUGAGUGAGUUAGGAUCAAUGAGCCCAUACGAAUUGCUUCAUUCUUCCACUCGGAUCAAUUCACUUUCUAUAGUUUCCCAACAGUUCGUGAAGAACCAAUAUGUUGCAGCCAUCAACAAUGUCUAUUACAUGUGCAUUGCCUUCGCUUGUGUUUCCUUGGUUGGAUGUAUUCUUACAACCAACAAGAUGCUUCCUCAGGAAGAAAUCUCUAAUAAUGAUGCAACAGUUGUUAACCGUAGUGAAAAAGAAGACGUCGAUAAUGCAGUAUAA